Molecule: messenger RNA, 1816 nt
Organism: Danio aesculapii
Lineage: Eukaryota; Metazoa; Chordata; Actinopteri; Cypriniformes; Danionidae
Product: UDP-glucuronosyltransferase 2A3-like
Exons: 2
Coding region: 88-1674 (528 amino acids)
Molecular function (GO): UDP-glycosyltransferase activity
Source: RefSeq, a predicted model, not a curated record
UCACGUGAUUACUAAACAAACAAUCUCAUCUGUGGAAAGCUUGUGUGCUAUUCUUCAUCGUUGGACACUGUUACUGUUUUAGAUACUAUGAACAGGCAGGUUUUUUGCCUGGUCACAUUAGCUAUAUUGCUGGCGUCUCUCCCAGUGGUUCAGAGCAGGAAGAUUCUUGUCUUUUCUGUGGAUGGCAGCCACUGGGUCAACAUGAACAUCUUGGUUGAAGCACUUCAUGCCAAAGGUCACAACAUUACAGUCAUGCGGAUGACAAAUAGCUGGUACAUCAAAGAGUUCUCACCUCAUUACACAUCAAUCACUCUAAAGUCUGCAGGAGGAUUUGAUGAAGACUUCUUCUCAGUCUUUGCACCCAAACUACUGGGUAUUCUGAGGGAAGGUUCAAUCUGGGCUCAUCUGAAGGUGAAGAUAGAGAUGUGGCAAAGUUUUUCAGGAAUGGUUGAAGUUGAAAACAAAAUGAUAGUCAACAUGUUUGAAGACCAUCAGCUGAUGCAGUCCUUAAAAGAUGCCAAAUAUGAUAUGAUUCUUACAGAUCCGUCCAUGGUCGCAGGUGUUCUAUUGGGUCACUAUCUCAAACUGCCUAUUGUCUACAAUGCCCGCUGGACAGUUUACAGUGAAGCUCAUUUUGCAAUAGCACCAUCUCCUCUUUCUUAUGUUCCUGUGCCACUGCUGGAGUUAUCAGACCGCAUGAGUUUCUUGGAAAGAGUGAGAAAUUUUGUGUUGUACAUCAUACCAGAAAUACAGGCAGCUAUCAUGAAUUCUCCAUCUUAUGAUGCACUCUCUGAACGGUUCAUUGGCCCAGGAAAAUCCGACCUUUCUUUAAUUCAGGAAGCUGAUCUGUGGCUCCAUAGAACUGAUUUUGUUUUCGAAUAUCCACGUCCCACUAUGCCAAACAUCGUCUACAUAGGAGGUUUUCAAUGCAAGCCAUCAAAGCUUCUGCCACAAGAUCUGGAGAACUUUGUUCAGAGCUCUGGUGAUCAUGGUGUCAUUGUCAUGUCUCUGGGAACUCUCAUUGGUCAGCUUCCUAAAGAUGUGGCCGAGGCAAUUGCUGAAGCCUUUGCAGAACUUCCACAGAAGAUCAUCUGGAGGUACAAAGGAAAGAGACCAUCUGCACUAGGAAACAACACCUUAGUAGUGGACUGGAUGCCUCAGAAUGAUCUUCUGGGUCAUCCCAAGACCAGAGCUUUUGUGGCACAUGGAGGAACCAAUGGAGUUCAAGAAGCCAUCUACCACGGGGUGCCAAUCAUUGGAUUUGGACUGAUUUUUGAUCAGCGCGACAAUCUUGAAAAAAUGCAAGUAAAAGGUGCAGCCAAGAAUGUAGACUUUGCCACAAUGGACAAGGAGUCCUUCCUUAAAACUGUCAAAGAGGUUCUUGAUGAUCCCUCUUAUCGGGAGAACAUGCAGAGACUCUCAAGGCUUCACAAGGAUGUUCCAGUGAAGCCUCUGGACAACGCCAUCUUCUGGAUUGAGUUUGUUAUGAGACACAAAGGUGCCGCUCACUUGCGCACAGAGUCGUACAAAAUGCCCUGGUACUCUUAUCACUCUGUUGAUGUUAUUCUGGUGCUGAUUUCUGCUGUGUCACUCAUAAUCUUGACCAUAUAUGCAGUUAUCAGAUAUUUCUGCUGUAAAAUAUGCAUGAGAAAAACAAAAAACAAGCUACGGUAAUGAAAAUGUAAAAUGUAGUUCUAAUACUAUUUGUUACCUAUAAAAAGAUGCUUGGGGAAAUAUUUAGGAAAAAUUGCAUAUUCAGUUGCAUACAUGUUAUGUGCAGUCAUAUGUGUUUAUUUAUAAAAUGUCACCUUUUCUU